Aspergillus terreus NIH2624 is the source of this 483-nucleotide messenger RNA. RefSeq lists its product as uncharacterized. NCBI's taxonomy places the organism in Eukaryota, Fungi, Ascomycota, Eurotiomycetes, Eurotiales, Aspergillaceae. The coding region runs from base 1 to 483 and encodes 160 amino acids. Gene Ontology annotation, molecular function: methyltransferase activity. The record is from RefSeq and is a predicted model, not a curated record. The transcript is spliced from 2 exons.
AUGGUCAUUUUAGUGGACAACAAUUCCGCUGCUGGGAUAGACCUCACUGAGGAGGCUAAUCCACUUUUAUAUUCCGGAACGGAGCGAGGCUCCAUCCACAUUGGUAUGUUAGUGGGCGUUCCGCCUGGCAGAGCGCUUGGCCUCUUGGGGCACCCAAGGUGCGGGUUGCCUCAGCACCGACAGUCUACCUUGGGGGAUGCCUUUUGUGGCGCCGGCGGCGGAUCCUGUGGUGCUAGGAAAGCUGGCGUCCACAACGAAUGGGCGGUGGAUUUCUCCAAUCACGCCCUUGAGACCGAUGGGCGUCAUUUCCCCACGACGGACUGGUGGCAGGCAGAGGUCAACCGCUUCCGAAGCCUCAAUUACAACUACCUCAGGGUUGACAUCCUUCAUAGAUCGCCUCCCUGUCAGCCGUCCACCCCGGCACCGGACACGCCGACCCCAGCCCUGCCGGCUUCCCUGCCUCUCACCUGCCGGUUGCACUGA